ACCUAGCACAACCAAAGAGAGGUCCCCCCCUCCUUUUCUUUCUCCCUAAUCCAAAGACUCAUCCUUUUCUCCCCUUUUUUUUCCCCCUUGAGAGAGAGAGAGAGAGAGAGAGAGAGAGAUGGGUCCUGGGGAUGUGGGGUUUCUCUUUGAUUGAUGAAGCUUUGAUUGUUAUUUCUUCUUUGUUUUUGUUAUCUUUCCAUCUGCCGACAGAAAAAUGAGGCCUUGAGAAGGGGGUACUGCGUGCUGGACACCUAAUUAUAGCAGGACUUUACUCUCUUUCUAUUUCUCUUUGGCGUGGGGGUGUAAACGGUCUUCCUCUCUUUCAGGAGUUUGGGAAUGGAUUUCUGCCGGAAUAUUCCAGUUCCCGGCGGUGGUCUGACCUCUGAGUAUCAGCCGGAGCAGCUUCUCUCUCCUUCUACUAAGCUUGGCAGUCUUGACGACCUCUUUUCCAGUCACAACAUGCAGGAAGGGGACAUGGGCUUAGAAUGGCUGUCGAUAUAUGUUGAAGACUGCUUUUCCAGCAGUGGAAACUGCCUCCCCCCAGCACCAGUGGUACCCACAAACUAUGAGCCUCAGAAGACUGCUACCGAUGGUGUGUCAAAAGCCUCGAAAGAGUCAAACCCCCUGGCCUUGAAAAAAACCCAGCAAAAGUACCUAACUACUUGCGGCAGUUCUCUGCGCAAGGCCAGAAGCCAGAGGAAAAGAGGUGGUUCGUCGGUGACCAAAACCAAAACCCAAUUCAGCAAUUGGUCUCAUUUCAAUCCCACCCCACUGCUCGACCAGAUUUCGUCAGACCCUCCUUUGCUGCAACAGGCCUAUUGGUUGGCUGACAGUGAGCUCAUUUUGCCCAAAAAGGACAGAGAAAGCGGCGGCAGGGGCGGUGGUGGUGGGGAAGAGGGAGGAGCAAAGGAGGAGGAAGUGGUGGAGGAGGAGGAGGGGAUGGGCAGCAGGGGCAGCUUGGAGGGGAGCAACGGGCAGCAGCCAAGGAGGUGUAGCCAUUGUCUAAGUCAGAGGACCCCACAGUGGAGAGCAGGACCAAAGGGGCCAAAGACACUGUGCAAUGCAUGUGGGGUGAGGUACAAGUCGGGCAGGUUGCUGCCCGAGUACAGGCCAGCCAAGAGCCCCACUUUUGUUAGUUACAAGCACUCCAAUUCUCAUAGGAAAGUCUUGGAGAUGAGGAAUAUGUCUCUUCUGCUGUCCUCCAAUUCCUAGUUUGGGUUUGAUUUUACCAAAAGAGAAAAAGUAUUUUGUGAGACGGUGACACCACGUGGCCGAGCCGAGCUGGAGUAGUGUCCCGUUCUGCUCAUGCUUGGGGGCGCGGGUUUCUACUUUGUGUCGAGCUGCUGACGCAAAACAGCCACGUGGCCGAGAAUGAGUGGAGCGAGACGCUACGUCAGAUCAGCCACGUUGGUACAUCACCGUUUCGCAAAAUAGUUCUCUCUUGGAUUUGAAAAAGGAAAUGCAGCAAUUUGGAGGUUUAUGGUAUCCAUUUGGUAGGGACACUAGAGCAAAAUAUGUAGUAGGUAUCCGGUAAGUAAUGAACCGCGUUUUAGUUAUUUUGAGGUUUAGGGAUUAUAUUUACCCAAAGAGUUCCCUUUGAGGUUAAUUCAUUUUGGUGCUCGUUUUUCAUGAACUUGUUUCAGAGAUUUUCAGGGCAUUAAUUCUUCUUCUUUGUCUUCGGUUUCCUCUUGUUAAAAAUUAAAAAGAGAGAAUGGUGUUGUUUUGGGGACA
Molecule: messenger RNA, 1731 nt
Organism: Rhododendron vialii
Lineage: Eukaryota; Viridiplantae; Streptophyta; Magnoliopsida; Ericales; Ericaceae
Product: GATA transcription factor 2-like
Exons: 2
Coding region: 337-1212 (291 amino acids)
Biological process (GO): regulation of DNA-templated transcription
Molecular function (GO): sequence-specific DNA binding; zinc ion binding
Source: RefSeq, a predicted model, not a curated record